GAUUUAAAAAAAAAAAAAAACAAACAAAACAAAAAAAAAUAACAACAAGAAGAAAAACGAACCCAAAUAAUAAAAAGAGAUAGAUAUAUAUACCUUGUAUAACAGUAUUAUUAGAAUCUUAUACAUAUUCUCUCUUUAGAAAUAAAAAUCAUAAAAUUAUAACAAAAACAAGAAGCAAAACAAAAAGAUAUACGUAUACCUAAUAAGCAAUAUAAAAUUAAAAAGUGUGUUUUUUUUUCGUUUCUUUGAAUACAAUUUUUGAAAAUAUAAAAUCGUAUGUACGUACAAUAAAAAAAAUAUAACAAUAACAACAAACAAAAAAAUUCAAAAAAAAAAAAAAAGGAUUAUAUUUGACAACAACCUUCAUUGAAGAACAAGAAUAAAAUUAUAAAAAUAAAAAAUCAUAAAACGAAAGAAAAAGUGAAAAAAAAACAAGCAAGAAAUAAAAUAAGAAAACGUCAAAUAAUAAAAAAAAAAGUACAAUUUCGUACUCAUUUUUCUCUCCUCUUCUCUUUUUUUGUUUUUUUAAAUUUUUUCCUUGCUGAUUUUUGUCUUGUAUUGCGGCUCCAAAAAAACAUUAAAAGGCAACAAUAUACGUAAGCAACAAAAUAGAAAAAAUAAAACAACAAAACAAAAAAAAAAUAAAGAGAACAACAAACAAAGAGAAAAAUAAAGAAUAAAAACGAAAAACAAAAACGAUUUUCCAAAAGAAGAAUAAGAAAAUAAUAAUAAAGCAAUUAUUAUCCUUGAGGAUUUCCUACACGAAACAAGUUAAAUUACAAUAAAUCAAAAUGCGUAUAGUACACAGUCCAUUUGUGUUACAAUCACAACAGCAUUCAAUUGCAUCAAAUCCGUUUCAGGAUAAUAAUUCUACAAUAACAUCAAAUAUCAAUAAUAACAAUAACAGUGAUAAUAACAAUAUAAAUAAUAAUCCAAUAUCAACAUCAAAUUAUUUAGGAAAUACACAAAUAAAUAAUAAUAACAGUAACAGUAAUAGUAAUAAUAUAACAUUAAAUUCUAAUAUUAAUAAUACAUCAAUUACAACAAAUUUAAAUGGUAAUACAGAAGAAAUUGUUGAAAAACUUUCAUCAAUAUACGGUCAUAUAGAUGAUUUACAAAUUAAUACAACAACAAAUGAAUUAAAUUCAAAUUUAAAUAGCAAUGAAAUUAUCAGCUCAAAUAAUACAACAAAUCUUAAUUCGUUUACCAAUAAUUUUAAUUCAUCUUUCAAUAAUAUUAAUAAUUUUAAUUUAAAUAAUUAUUUUAAUAAUUAUACAAUUAAUUAUGAUUGCGGUUUAAUUAAUGUAAAUGAUAAUAAUAAUGAAGAUAAUAAUGAAAAUUCAUUAUCAUUAAAUAAUGUUAUAAUUAAUGAUGAUUUAGAACAAUAUAAAAAUACAUUGGUUAAUGAUCAAAAUAAUCAAAAAACCAUAUUAAAUAAUUUAAAUCGUUUAAAUGAUAACCAGCAACAACUCAUUAAUAACGGUAAUAAAAAAUUAGCGAAUUCUAAUAAUAUUAUAUUGGGGGAUAAUAAUAAUACAAAUGAUAUAUUCCUAGAAAAUUUGAAUGUACUUUGUGCAAAACAGGAUAUAAAAUCUCCUUCAUCUAUUGAGGAUUUCAAUAUAAAAACUAUUACUGGCUUUAAUAAAUUAAAAUCACUUCAAUAUUAUUCUGAUUCAUCAUCGCAAUCCAGUUCUGAAGAAGAAAUCGACGACGAAGACGACGAUAUUGAUGACGACGACGACGACGUGGACGACGAAUACGACGAAGAUAAUAUUAAUAACAAAAACGUCGACGGUAACGAAAAUAACGAAAACGAUAAUAAUGAUGAUGAUGAUGAAAAUGAAAAUGAAAAUGAAUAUAUAAGUGAUGAUAACGAUGAUAAUAUUAUAAUUGAAAGAAAAACUAAAAACGUAGAGCUUGAAAAUAAAGAGAAUAAUGAAAAUAAUAUUGAUAAUGAUAAUGAAGAUGAUGACCAAGAACAAAAUAAUGAAGAUUUGAAUGAAUCAUUAAGUAAAAAUUUAAAUAAUCGUAGAGAUUCAGUAAAAUUAACAAAUAAAAUUACUGAAUUUACUACAAAUAAAAUAAGAGGUGCAGGAGGAAUAAUUCAAGUUGAACUUACUACAACAUCACCAUUAUCUUCAUCAACAUCAAUAGUAAUAGAAAGUGAAGGAAGAACAGUAAUAGGAGCAAAAAAAUCUUCUUCUAAGAAAUCUACAAUAAAGAUAAAAAAUUCAUCAGGAAUAAAUAAAAAAUUAACAACAAUAUCAUCCCCUAAAAUUAUAUUAUCAAGACCAUUAACAUUAACUAGUAAUAAAAUGGCUGGUGAUAAUGAGAAAAAUGUUACAAAUCCUGAAGAAAAUGAAGUCUAUUCAGAAACAGAAUCAGUUGAAAUGAAAAGUUUACAUGAUGAUAAUGGUAGAAUUAAUGAUAUUUGUGAAGAUAUGGAAAUUGAUAAGAAUUCUGAUAUUUUAGAUAUUGAUAAUAAUGAUAUAAAAGAUAUUAUUGAGGAUGAUAAUAAGAAUGUGAAUGAUAUUAAUGAUACUGGUAUUGAGGGCGAUAAUGAUGAUGAUGACGAUGUUGAUGAUGAUAAUGAUAAUGUUAAUAAUGAUUUGGUAGAAAAUUGUAUACAAAAUCAGGAUAGUGAUAAUAUAAGCACAAAAAGACGUUGUUCAUCUCCAGCCGGUUGUGUAUCAUCUGAUAGCACAAUAUCAGAGAAAAGUUUUCCUAAUGAUGAGGAUGAUGGAAAAGUAACAAAUACAACAUCACCAUCAUUAUCAUUUGCUUCAGCGAAUUCAUCAAAUGGUACUAAUAAUGCUGAUUAUCCAAGAGGUAUUAUUAAUCCAAAUUAUCCUGGAUUUCAACAUUUAGCUCAUACAUUAUCCGAACAUUUUGUUAAUCAUCCCAAUGAUGCAGACGAUUCUGAUUUAUCAGAAUUUGAAGUUGAAUUAAGUAUAGAUGAUGAUAUUGUUGCUGGUUUUAAUAAUGCUACUAAUAUAACAAAAGAAGAAAAUCAAAUUAUUGAAUCACCAUUAGUAAAUGAUUUACCAUCACCAUUAGAUUCACCAUUAUCACCACCACCAGUACCACCAUCAUCAUUUGAUGAUAAAAAACUAAAUGCUGAUGUUACCAUGAAAUUUAAUACAAAUAGCCCAAAAUUUGUAUCACAACACGAUGAAUAUCAUCAUAAUUUAAUGGAAGUAACAAAUAAAAUAAAAGAUAUAAGAGAACAUAAAGAGAUUUUAUUACCAGAAAUUCGCAUAUCAUUUGAAUGUCAUGAUCUUAAAUUAGAAGAACGUUUCGAUUUAAAAGAUAGUCCAAAACGACUAGCAAUAACAACAUCACAGGAGAAAGUACCAAAAGUUUAUAAUAAAAUUGAUAAAGGAAAUAAAAUGAUUAAUGAGAAAUUAACAAAAUCACCGCCACCAUCACCAACAUCAUUACAAUUGCGAAUGGAAAUGCAACAACAGAAACAGAGAGUUAUUUCUAGUAAUGAUAAUACAAAUAUUGUUGAAGACAUAUCAUGUGAUUUAGAUACAUAUUUGAAGAAAUAUGAGACGGGAACUGAUAUUAAAAUGAAACCAAUUAAUAAAUUUGAACAUCAUGAAGAAGCUACUUCAUUAGAAAAUCAAAUCAAAUCAGAUAAAUUUGAAAUGCAAGACACCAAAAUUAAUGAGAAUGAAUUAGAUGAAGCACGUAAUUGCCCAACACCAGAUAUUUUAAUUAAAAACUCUGCAAAUGAUUUUAGACGUCAUAAAAAUUCAGUAACUGGUAAUCGACCUGAUUUAUUACGAAAUGUUAGUCCACAACCACCAGCAUGUGAAGAAUAUCAAAAUUUAUUAAGAUCACAAUCACAAUCUUCAGAAGAAUCAUCAUUACAUGAUGAAACUAAAUUAGAAGAUCAUAAAUUCAAUUUAAUUCAACAAGAUGAAACAAUCCAGUCUACUAAAAUUGUUGAUGAAUCGUAUAAUAUAAAGUCUUCAUGUAUACCAAUAACUUCAUCCGCAAAGUUAUGUAAUGAUGAUAAAAAAAUAUCACGCAUAAUGAUACCGGAUAUUUCAAUUGAUAAUCGACGUAGUGGCGAACAAAAGGAAGACAGUUCUUUUGGUACAACUCCUGUUGAUAUUGUUGGUGAUUUUGGUCGUGAAGUUGAACGAGAAUUUGGAUUAUUAGUUUCUGGUUAUAAUUCAAGAAUUCUUAUGAAUCGUGAUCCAUCACCGAUUAAUAUUAAAAAGAUUAAUGGAAAUGAAAGUCCAAGUCCAACUAGAAUUGAAAACCAUGAGAAGAAAUUCAUACAAAAGAUGGCUGACGCCCAUUUGUCUGAUGCUAAAGAGAACAUUAAUUUUGGUCAAUCAUCAAUUAAUACAACAUCAUGUUCGAAUUUAAUUAAUGGCUCAAAACCAGCUUCAAUGGUUGCAAAUAUUGUUGUUGCACGUGCCACUUUAAAUAAUCCAACAACAGAUUUAAUUAUGACAUCAACUGCAAAAUUAAAUUCCAAUCAAAAUAAUAUGCCAUGUGAUUUGUUAAUGGAAACAGCAAAUAAAUUUGGGGGCGUUAAAACAACACAAUCGUCAGUAGAUAGCGAUUUGAAGGUAACAUUACAAAUACAACAAAAACAGCAAAAUCAAGAGCAAAAAAUUAUUGAAGAAAAAUUGUUACCUUCACUUCUGGUAUCAAGCACAUCAAAUAUGGAAAGACCAGCUAAGAAAAUACCACCGCCGCCUCCACCAAGACGAUUUUUACAGCAACAAUUGCAACAAAUGCAAAAACGACAACAAGAGCUUCAACAGCAAAAGCAACAGCAGUUGAAACAGCAACAAAGACAAAUCGAAAAACAAAAAUAUACAAAUAUUGUUAGUCAUAAUAAUCCAUUUGUUUCAGCUGUAUCAGCUAAUCAAAUAGAUUUUAAUAAAACAAAUCAAACAAUAACAGCGGCAACAGAAACUAUACAAGCUACACCAGCUACAACAAAGAUAAAUGCAAAUGAAAAGCUCUCUAAAAAUAAAAUUUUAUCAACAUCACAACAAAUAGCAGCAGUACAAGAUACACAAAUAAAUGGUAUUAACAAAACUACAAUAAAUGAAAUAAAUGAUAGCGAUAGUGUUUGUAGCAGUGUUGAUGUCAGUGAACAAAUUAUUUUGGAGUCAACAACAUUAAAUGACAUAAUAAUAACAGAAAAUUCAACAGCAGAAAGAAAAAAUACGUUAACAAGUGUCGCUACCUUACAAAAAAAUCAAGAAGAAAAACAAGCAGAAGUAGAAAUAGAUGCAAAAGAAGAAAACGAAGAAAAAACUAAACAAAAAAUCGAAACACAAUCGCAACAACAACAACAAAUUAAAGCAACAGCAACUGUUAAAUCAAAAUAUCAAAAAUUUUCAUAUGAUGAUCGACAAUUACCACCAGUUGGUAUAGGUGUAUUUGAACAAAAUAGCCGACCGUGGUAUGAAGAACAAAAAAUUAAAUAUGAAAAAAGUCAUAAUUAUAAUUCAACAGCAACAACAACAUUAACAACAACAACAUCAGCAACAGGAAAUAAUUGUAAUGCGGGUGAAACGCGUAAAACACGAAAAAAUCAUUUAAACGCUAAUUUGUCAUCGUACAAGUCAGAUCAGCGUUCAGUUAAUAAUUCAAAUGACGGUAACGGUACACCAAAAAUAACUGUUAAAAAAUUACAUAGUCGAUCAUCGCAUACUAAUGAACAUUAUAAUCAACAUCAUCAUCAUCAUAAUCAACAGCAAAUUCACAAUAAUUCCAAUAAUUGUGGAAAUAAUAAUUCACAAUUAUCAAUUGAUAAUAUCGAACAAGAUAAUAAUCAUAGAUCAUCAUCAUCACAAUCAAUAAAUCAUACAAAUCGUCAUUCAUCAUCACGUUAUCAUCAUAGUCAUCAUCAUCACCAUCAUCAUCAUCAUCAUAGUCAUCAUAAUCGUAAUUAUAGCAAUAAAAAUAGUAUUCUUAAAGAGAAUACAACAACAAUAACAACAUCUAUUAAUGGUAAUAAUAAUUCUGCUAUUAAUGAUAACGGUUUCGUUGCUAUUGUAACACCAAGAAAAAAAGAAAAAAUUAUACCAAAUGAUGAUGAAUUUAUACGACACGAUAUUUAUAAAAGUUUAACAAAACAAUAUAAUAAUAAUAAUAACAAUAAUAAAAUAAACGAUAUGAAUAAUCGUAGUAUUGGCGGCGUCGGCGGUGGCGGUUUCGUUAAUAAUAUCGGUUACGGUAACAACGGUGGUGGCACUAUUUUAAUUGAUAACAGUUAUCGUACAAUUCGCAAUGAAGUUACAUCAAAAUAUAUAUUAAAUUUAAAUAAUCAUAAUAAUAAUAAUAAUAAUAAUAAUAAUAGUAAUUAUAAUAAUAACAAUAAUAUGAUUAAUAGCGGCAGUAAUGGAAUUUAUAAGAGUGGUGGUAAUAAAAAUGGAAAAACAUCGUCUUCAAAUUCAUCGAGUUUUGAUGUAUACAAUAUUGAAACAGCAUUACCAUCAAUUGAUAUGGACGCCAUUGAAACUCACCUGCAAAAAGCUAAAGAGGAAGAAAAAAAGGUAUGUCAAAGGAUUCUUAUAAUUUUAUCUCACAAUUUUAAUAAAAAAAUCAAAGGUCAGUGCCAAUACAAAAACAAAAGAUUUUUGUAAUAAAUUGAACAAAAUGGACAUUUUAAUUAAAUUGAACGAGAGAUUUAUUAGCUCACAUUAUACACAUUCUUCAUAUAAAAUAAAGGUUGUAGUGAAAGUAAUUCAAUACACUAAGAAAUAGGUAACUCAAUGUUAAGAGAGGCUAAGUAAUUUUAUUAUAUUUCAUGUAAAUCACGGAACUGUGAAUUCA
Molecule: messenger RNA, 6813 nt
Organism: Condylostylus longicornis
Lineage: Eukaryota; Metazoa; Arthropoda; Insecta; Diptera; Dolichopodidae
Product: homeobox protein 5-like
Exons: 7
Coding region: 792-6623 (1943 amino acids)
Source: RefSeq, a predicted model, not a curated record